AUGCGCCUACUCAACCGCUGCUCCGACAUUGGGCCCUCGAAGAAGAAAAAAGGAAUUUUUGCUAAAAUUUCCAGUUACUCCCAAGUCAAGGAGGCACGCCUUGACCAAAUUGACAAAUCCAGUACUGUUAUCGAGCUGCUUCGCCAGAGACCAAGCCCGGCUUUUGAAUUCCUGGAAACUCUGCUCUUUUUAUGGCCAACAGACGAGGUACCAUUUGAUCUAUUAGGCCCUCAGUUAGAAGCACUCGAUCCUAUUCGCCGGGAGACUGGUUGCUACAUUUACAUCUACGAUGAACAGCCGUCCUUUAUAAGAGUCGAUGGUGAUGACCAUGACACCAUAAUAACAGCUGUGCACAGACUUCGGGCUAAAUGGGCCGAAAUCAUGGCAAAGAUUCAUAUGCAGUCGAAACUUUACCUUGUGCAGGCAGCUUCGUCAAACAUUCGAAACAAAGAGGUUUCAAUAGCUCGAGUAGCCCAUUCUGUAGGAGGAUUAGGGCAGAUGUAUGCCACACCAGUGCUACAUGAGAUACCUCUGACAUCAAUGGAUCCAGACUCUAUGCAAGACCGAGAUGAAGAUUCUCUCAACACUAACGAGAGCCGCCUCCGUGAGACCGUUGAAGAAUCACUCCAGGGACUUCGAUUUCUCCGCGGCCAUGUGCGUAUGCGGGUCAACUUUGGAACAUUCAUACUUGAUGACUAUAGGGAACCCAAGAACUCAAGAGCUCGAUAUUCUUUUGAUGAAUUCAGAACAAUGUUGCUUAAUUCCAGGACUAGAGGACAUCUAGUGCAAGGACUCAAAUAUACUGGUGGGGAUACCAGCCUCUUGGCCAAGUGCAGCUCUGCCGCUCAUAUUCUAGCCCCCUUAAAUGGGCCUGCUAUGGAUUCUCAAAAGCAACCGGAACCAUUGUAUGCUGUUAUCUUCGAGUUCCAGGGCAACAGCUCCCUCCUGAGGCUGGAAGUUGAAUUUGCAAAGUCCCCUUCUACAAAUCACUUUGAGGUUUACCAGAAGCGUUGGAUCCGGCCACAAAGUGAUGAUAAUGUUGGAGAUACACGGCCCCUUCUCCAAAUUGCCGUUAUUGACUUUGAAAGAUCAGACUGGCAAUUAGAAAUCAAAGCCCUUGAAUUCCAGGAGCCUUCGACAAUUGAACAGUCCCUAAGAGAGUUCUCUCAUUCAGUACAUUUCCACCCCGAGAAAAUGCCUGAUUUGAGUGGUCCCGGGAAACAACGAGUAUCUUUCUCAAAUCUUGCCCCAGUCGCCCGGAUUGUAGAGAAGUCAGCGCUACGCUACCGGCUUAAGGGAACAAAUUACAUUUUCGAACUCGCCCGAUACGAUGAAUAUUCGCGUGCUCAAUUGACGGCCUCUCAGAUUCUUUUACAAGGACCAAGUUCGAAUAACAUGUCACCAGUACCCAUAACGUCUUGGGGUGCAUCUAUUUUCGACCUCCAAUGGGAUAAUAUGCUAGGCCAGCAUGCAAAUUUUGGAGUUGGGCACAAUGCAGAAUGGAGUCCUAGUCUAAACACUUUCUUCCCUUGCUUUGGAGACGCUGACCCAUCUGAUCUACGAAGUGGAUUUAACUCCUUUAUGCCUCUUAUCGAACAAGUGUCGACACUACUCGGACAAAAGGGUGAGGCUGAUUCUGAGGGUCAAGCUGCAGAACAGCAGAGGCAGGAGGCAGUAGAGGAAGGCAGCUCCGAUAGCUCCACCACCGGAACUCAUUCAAUUAUACGAGCUUAG
Messenger RNA from Trichophyton benhamiae CBS 112371, 1734 nucleotides. RefSeq lists its product as uncharacterized. The transcript is spliced from 4 exons. Bases 1 to 1734 code for a protein of 577 amino acids. NCBI's taxonomy places the organism in Eukaryota, Fungi, Ascomycota, Eurotiomycetes, Onygenales, Arthrodermataceae. The record is from RefSeq and is a predicted model, not a curated record.